This is a messenger RNA of Talaromyces rugulosus, 768 nucleotides long. RefSeq lists its product as uncharacterized. The coding region runs from base 1 to 768 and encodes 255 amino acids. Gene Ontology annotation, molecular function: peroxidase activity. The record is from RefSeq and is a predicted model, not a curated record. The transcript is spliced from 3 exons. NCBI's taxonomy places the organism in Eukaryota, Fungi, Ascomycota, Eurotiomycetes, Eurotiales, Trichocomaceae.
AUGAAGUCUACUUUGUUCGCCGAAAUAUCUCUCUUCGGCCUUGCCGCAAGGGCCUGGCGUCCGGAAGGCCAUGACUGGCACCCACCACUGCCAGAAGAUAGUCGAUCCCCGUGCCCGGGCCUCAAUGUCCUGGCGAACCACGGCUAUCUCCCUCGUACAGGGAAGAACAUCGAUCUAGAAGCAGUCCGAUACGGCAUCAGCGCCGCCUACAACUUCGAACGCACGUCUUUUGAUACGGCUUUCCAACAAGCAGUGGACUUCAAACUCACGACCACCGGAAACAGCUCGACUUUUGAUCUUUCUGACCUGGCAGCGCACGACGAGAUCGAAAUCGAUGGUUCGCUGUCCAGAAACGACUUCUACUUCGGAGACGACCUGCAUUUCGACCACGCUAUCUGGAUGACCGUGGCUGAGAGACUAGGUCUUUAUGAUUUUGGGGAGAUUGGGGUGGAGCAGUACGUUACUGUCGAGACAGCGGCCAAGGCCCGCGCUGCACGCGUGGCGGACGCGAAGAGAGUCAACCCAACCUUUAAUGCCUCUGCCAACCAAAUGGUCGGCAGCCCUGGGACAACAGCGCUCUACUUGCUUACCUUGUGGGAUGAAAAGGCAGGCGCUGUGCCAAAGCCUUGGAUCAAAGCCUUCUUUGAGGACGAGCGCAUUCCAUGGAUCGAGGGAUACAAACUGUCAAAGAAUCAAAAGACUAGUCAGGACAUUGGUGACAUGACUAAAAGAGUUAUGGCAGUAAAUGUAUCAUCCGAAAGCACCUAA